CUCCUCAGUACACAUAGAAGCCAUCAGAUUUGGGAGGAUCUCGCUGAUCAUAAUACUACAAUUCGGAGUUUUCUAUGAAGACGGUUUAGGAGAUGUGUGACCAUGUUAGAGAAUGCAAUGACGGAAGCACAGUUCUCACUCAAAAUGGCCGCCCUGCAUGUUAUGGAUUUACCUCAGUCCUUGUACAACUCUUUAUCACAGCUAAGAUCUUCCCCUGGUCUGAAAAAGAUUGUUGCAGUAACCGCUGUCAGCGCAAUUUCUCUUCUUUUUCUUGCCCAUCAUUUUAAAAGAAGACGAGGAAAAAAGAAAAACAAAAUCCCCGCGUGGGAACCCACCCAUCUUCUAUUAGAAUGCACAAAAAAUUCUGCUUUAGAAAAAUGUUCUAGUUGUUCUAGCAGCAGACAAAAUUUAACCCUGUCUCUGAGUUCCAUGAAGGACAAGGGAUUACAGUCAUAUAUUAAUGGAGGAUUGAACAGUAAAUUUUCCAGUUCAGUGCAGAGCUUGAAUUCAGUUCGAAGCAUUAACUCCUCCCACAGCUGUGCCUGUGUCGCUUCCAGUUCUUGGGACAGAGCCGAUGAAGAAGAUAUGAAGCUUAUAAAUAUUCCUGUCACCACACCAGAGAACCUAUACCUGAUGGGAAUGGAACUAUUUGAGGAAGCUUUGCGUCGAUGGGAGCAAGCGUUGACCUUUAGAAACAGGCAGGCUGAAGAUGAGGCUCACUGCAGCUCCAUAAAGCUGGGUGCAGGAGAUGCUAUCGCAGAGGAGAAUGUGGAGGAUAUCAUUAGUGCUGAAUUCAUUCAUAAACUUGAAGCUUUGCUGCAACGCGCUUAUCGACUUCAGGAGGAGUUUGAGGCCACUCUUGGCGCAUCAGAUCCCGCUUCUUUGGCUAAUGACAUUGAUAAAGAUACGGAUGUCACAGUGAUGGAUUACAAUGGAGAUAAUGGACUGAGAGACACCUUAAGCAUCGCUUCAACAGACUCAUUUGUUUCAGCUGCUGAGCUUUCAGAAAACAGAGAUCUGCGCACAACGUGUGGCUUUGAGUCUCUUAAUCACAGUCCCUUAUACGAAGAAGCAAUGCAUUUGGCAGAGGAGGGAAAAGUCUACUGCAGAGUGCUGAGGACUGAGAUGUUAGAUUGUCUGGGAGACAGCGAUUUCCUUGCUAAGCUUCACUGCAUACGUCAGGCUUUUCAGGCGAUUAUUUCACAAGCAGAGAACAGACUGUUUUUAAUGGAGGCUGGAAAAAAAAUUCUGAGGACGCUGCUUGUCAAAGCAAGAAAGAAUCCAAAGAAGUUUGAAGACGCCUAUGAUGACAUGAUGAGUUUUUUAGAACAACCAGAAACAUGGGAUAACAUAAAACUGGAACUGGUAACUAGAGGGGUAAAACAUAUGAAUUUCUAUGACAUUGUUUUGGACUUUAUAAUAAUGGACUCUUUUGAAGACCUAGAAAAUCCACCUUUAUCAAUACAGAAUGUUGUUAAAAACCGUUGGCUUAACUCCUCCUUCAAAGAAACGGCUGUGACAUCAAGCUGCUGGUCAGUCCUAAAGCAAAAGAGGCAACAGAUGAAGCUUCCUGAUGGCUUUUUUGGACACUUUUACUCGGUCUGUGAGCAUGUAAGUCCAGUGCUAGCCUGGGGAUUUUUAGGACCUAGAAACCCGCUUCAUGAUCUUUGCUGCUUUUGUAAGGAUCAGACUCUGUCUUUCUUGAAAGAGAUCUUUGACUUUGAAAAGGUUCGCUAUUCAAACACAGAAAGUUUGUCAGAAGACAUCUUACAAACCCUGCACUGUCGUAUUGAGGUGAUGGCGGCUUAUUUGGGAGCGGAGUCUGUCAAAACCAGUCGUUCUUUGCACUCACAAUGUAAAAGCACAAUAACAUAAUUUUUAUUUAAAAGUUUUGUUUAAUAGAGAACAUGGCUGAUUCUAUACUGACAGGCAAAGAAGCCCACUGACUAUGUGCCAAACUGGCCAAGCAACGCUGUAUAAUAUAUAUAAUUACGCCCUAAAGCUGCGUUUAUUUCAACAACAAAA
Messenger RNA from Bombina bombina (fire-bellied toad), 2025 nucleotides. It is a transcript of the gene MIGA1, whose product is annotated as mitoguardin 1. The record is from RefSeq and is a predicted model, not a curated record. NCBI's taxonomy places the organism in Eukaryota, Metazoa, Chordata, Amphibia, Anura, Bombinatoridae. Bases 103 to 1875 code for a protein of 590 amino acids. The transcript is spliced from 16 exons. Gene Ontology annotation, biological process: mitochondrial fusion.